Molecule: messenger RNA, 4698 nt
Organism: Closterium sp. Yama58-4
Lineage: Eukaryota; Viridiplantae; Streptophyta; Zygnematophyceae; Desmidiales; Closteriaceae
Source: the annotation of a GenBank genome assembly
AUGCUUCCGCUGGCCGUGCUGCCCGGCGGGCUGCGCUUCUACAGCCAUGGCGCCAACCAGGACGAGCCGCUGUCGUUCCCGCGAUCCUACCCCAUCAUCCUCACCGAGGGCGACGGCACCAAGGUGUACGUGUCAGUGCUGGCGUUCCGCGACCUGGUGGACGACGACGUGGCGCAGGCGUACAGCAUUCCGCCCAACUCGUACGCGGACAAGUGUCUCUGCGUCAUCAGCCACUACCCCUUCCUCGACACCUUCGCCGACCUCCUCACUGAGAUCCACCGCCUCGCCUUCCAACCCCUCGGCAGCCCGCGGCCGAUAUGGGACAUAAUAACGGGGGUGAUGUCGGUGCCGCUGCCAUCAGGCCCACAGCAGACGGUGGUCUUCAGCGUCGAGAGCGUUGUGCUCUCCACCACCCUGCCCGACCCCCACGCCCUCCCCUCCUCGCACGUGUCGUUUCUACCCCUCGUAAGCUGUCUCGACAUUGACAACAUCAUCCAGCUCUUCACAGCCGUGCUCCUCGAGAGACGAGUGCUGCUGCUGGGGAGCAUGCUGAAGCUACUGACGAACGUGGCGGAGGCGGUGUCAGGGCUGCUCUACCCUUACAAGUGGAUGCUGCCGUACAUCCCGGUGCUGCCGCUGCCACUGCUGGAGCUGCUGCACGCGCCGGGCAUAUUCAUCUACGGCAUCAACACAUCCGAGUUCGAACUGCAAGACGACCUGGACGGGGUGGUACUGGUGGACCUAGACUCCAACCGCGUGCGCAUGAUGAGUCUCGAGAGCGAGCAGGAGGAGGAGGACAUCCCGCCUCUGCCCGAGCCAGAGGCCUCCGAGCUGAGGGCCGCGCUGCACGCGCUGAUCCACCCGCACCUGGCCGUGCUGGAGUCUGUGCGGCACCACCGCUCGCCGCUGCUGGCCGCUGGCGUGCAGCAGUUUGACGAGAAGACGUUUAAAACCUGGGGCCGUCACCAUGACGAGCAGUUUCGGCAGCUGUUCCUGCGCUUCCUGGCGUCUGUGCUGCAUGGAUACAAGGACUUUGUGAUGGAGGAUCAUUUUGAGGCGGGCAAGCUGGUGUUUGACAAGCUCAGCUUCCUGCUGCGCCGCUCCGAGCUCUACGACCACGCCAACGAGCCCUUCAUAGAGGCGAUGCUGUCAACGCUGGGGUGGCACAACUUCUUUGAGUGCGAGCUGGCGCACUCCCCUGAGGAGCUCACGCAGUUUGAUGCCAUCAUGCAGCGCGCUCACAACAAGGACCCGCAGAUCACGCUCCCCCCGCUGCCCCCCACCGAGUUCCUCACUGUUGACAUCUACCUGGCGCUCCCAGCGGCGAAGCGGGGAGCAGUGGGGCGGUAUGUGUACCAGCGCUUCCCCAACAACGAGAAGGCAGGCGGCGAGCAGGAGGCCAGAAGUCUGGCGGUGGAGAAGGCCAUGAGGGCGUGGCUCAAGGAGCGGAGGCUGGGGCGCACGCGCAGCUCCAAGGAGCGCGGGGCGCAAAGGGAGAUGAUGAAGGUGGACACUCAAGUGCGCCUCUGUCAACUAUGGGACCAACUAAGAGGCUUACCUCCCGGCGAGCAUCCCAUGGGCUCAGAGCACUACGGCACCAUCUACGGCAUGAUCGAGUCGGACCCAGAGGGCUUUGGGGGUUCCAGCUUCCUCGCGUGCCUGGAGGAGAACAUCACCAUCGGGUGGUCGGGCGAGCUCACGCGCGAGAUGUUCAUGGCGUGUCGUGAGCUGAUGCUGGUAGCAGCGGCGCGCGCGGGCGAGAGGAGGGACUACCAGGUGGCGGGGGGGCUGUUGGAGAUAGCGGGGCGCAUCUACUUCCGCGACGAGUUCGGCAUGCUCGACUUCAUGCGCCGCUACCUCGGCUCCCUGCACGUCUGGCACUCGCAGGCCCUGUGGGACGAGCUCUUUGAGCAGCGCAUGCAGGAGCUUGGAGAAGAUUCCUUUGGCAACUAUUCACAGAUGGUCAUGCUUACACUCAAGGCCUGCGCCUUCCACAUGGUGGAGCUGGGCAUAGCGGACAAGGAGACGUGGAAGAUGCUGUUGCACCUCGCUAGCGAGCACGGCCUCAGAGAGAAGCGCCAGAACCUGCUGCGCGGGCAGCUGUCCCUGAUUCAGCUCAAGUUCCGCUUCUACGGCCCGCCACGCCUGGCGCUCAUGAUGGCGCUGGCACCGCGCAUCGCCCCCAAGAUGGAGCAGGCCGCACGCCUCAAGGGCGGGGGCGGGGGCGGGGGAGGCGCAGGGGCGGACGGCAUGGCGCGCGUGGACAGUAAUAACACUCUGGAGGGCGAGGGCGGGGGCGCGGUGCAGCAUAAGGGUCUGGCGCGGAGCAAGAGCAAGGCGGGUCGGCGGGGCGUGAACUUUGAGGUGGGGGGGAAGGGAGCGGCGACCCCGACGCCCAAGGGCGGGGGCGGAGGGCUGACGAGCCCCAGGGGAAAGGGCAAGGCGGAUGCGCUUGAUCGCCGCGCGGACCGUGGGCACACGACCCUCACGAGAGCAGACCCGGUGCAUCAGAGGAAGGAGGGCAACACGGGAGUGCGUGUGCUGCGAGGCCACAGUGCAGCAGUGACAGCGCUGCACGUGGGGUCCGUGAGCGACCUGGGCGACCUGCUCUCCGGCUGUGAUGACGCCGGCUACUUCGUCUCCGGCUCGGCUGACCGAACUGUGAAGCUGUGGAGUGCGAACCGUGUGGGGGCGGAGAUGCGCGCCACCAUGCGCGGCCACGAGGGCACGGUGCGAGCCAUAUCAUCCAACGCUAGCAGUAUUCUGUCCGGAGGCGACGACUGCAAGGUGGUGCACUUUGACAAGCGCACCUCACUGCCCCUCGCCACGCUCGACGCCCACACCGCCCCCAUCUCCUGUGUGCGCUUCCUCUCUGGCUUCGCGCGCAGUGCGGCAGUGACAGCAGGUCUGGACGGGCUGGUGGAGGUGUGGGACAUGCGCUCGCACCGCCGCGCUCUCACCGUCGCACAGCCCGCACAGGGCGCUGCAGUGCUGUGCCUCAGCUGGCAUGAGGACGCGGGGGGUCUCAUUGCAACAGGGCAUACUGAUGGCACGGCGAGGGUGUGGGACAUGAGGGCGGGCAGGGAGAUGCAUUUCCUGGAGGCGCACAGCAACUGGGUCAGCUGUGUGUUGGUGAACAAGGACAUCAUCAUCACGGGCAGCCACGAUUGGACGGCCAAGAUCUGGUCCGUGGAGACGGGCGACUGUGAGAAGAUCCUGACCGCCCACGGCGGCGCAGUGAGCACCAUGGACUACUGCACGUCGUCUCACCGCCUCGCCACCGGAUCGGCAGACGGCAUGGUCCGCAUCUGGAAGAAGGAGGACGACCAGUACAUCCCGCAGGAAACCAGUGGGUCGUCAUCAUCAGAAGCAGUGGUGGCGGUGCGGCUGAUGGACGAGGUGACGGGCGUGGCCACGGCCAGCAACCAGCUCAUGUUCCUCGAAUUCACCGACGCCGAUGGCCGCGUUGGUGGCACCGGCAGCGGCGGCGGGGACCCCUCCACGUGGGCCGUCAGCAAGAUGGUCUCCAACAUGCCCGAUGUGGUGCGGCACGUGGCAGUGGAUCUGGACUAUGGUCGCAUGUGCAGCGGCUCGCACACCGGCGCCAUCCGCAUUUGGGAUGCAUUCCCCGAAGCUGCAGGGGCGGCAGCGGCGGCUGUAGCAGCAGGGCUGGGAGGCGUGCCGGCAGCAGCAGGGCCCAGCAAGUAUGACCUCACUGGCGUGUGGGACAGCUUGGAUACCUCUGCGGCGCCAGAGCUAACGUCUACUACACACUGCGAUUCUCGAGAUUUUCAACCUUGCAAAACGAUCGUCGUCGCGCCGAAAACCGCAGCCGAUGCAAUGGCUGCCGUAGGACUGAUUCAGAAAGGAAAAGCCCCUUCCGACGCUUUAAUCAACUUCAAAGGCGACAGUCGCACUCAGUGCGAUGCGUCUCACAAACCGUCGAAUUUCACAAUUCCCCGCGUUCGGAGCCGCGUGGAGGACGUCGAAGUGCACGCGCUCGAGUGUCGCUUAGAGCUUCUCAACGCGCAACGCGAGCUCACCGCCAUGCGAUGCCAGCAGUUCAUCCGCUCGCUGCACGACUCGUUCGAAGAAGCUGCUGCGGCCAACGCGCAAAUCCCGUCCGCCGAUGUUUCCGAUUUCAACUGCAACGCAACCGUCACUGAGAGGAGAUGGGGCGUCGCCGAGCGUUCCUCCCCGCGCGCCGAUCAUUGUCCUAAUAACGCGUUGAGUGGCGCUUCGCGUUCCGCGAUGGACAGCAACUGGGACUCCGACAGCACCAGCUCGGCGACUGGCGACAGUUCUGACGACGAGUUCGAACGCGCUAAUCGACGCGCCUUGGCGUCGCUCUCGUCCUCACGAAGUCCCCACUCUGGUGCCACGUCAUCGUCUUCAUCCAUUCCCGGCACAAGCCAUAGCGUGCGAUUCGCGUUCGCUAAGCCCCUCUGCGAGUCGUUAGACCGUCGCGGCGAGAGCGGACAUUGCAUUGUAUCCCCUUCUGUGCGAAGCCGGUCAGCCCGAUGGAUGGAAAGCGCGGCUAUGCCAUCGGAAAAUCGUCCUGGUCGCGGUUUGGGGUUUGAAACUGCCUCACCUGGCGUUGCUGCUGGGCGCUGCCACUCCGCGCGAUGGGCGGAAGACCUCCGGUUUUAUGACAACCCUGUUCCUCUUCGCCGUGCAGAGUGUCAUUAUGCUGUGUAA